AUGCAAGAGAAGCCCCCUAUUCGUUCUCAUCGACCUCAAAGGAAAAAGUUCACCCUUCUCACUGUGCGCGACAUGCUUGAUUCCGACGACAACUCGAACUCCUCUCCCGUAUCCCCGGUAUCCGUCACAGAAACCGCCUCGAAGGUCUCCAUCGCCACUUACUCCGUCUUGCAGUUAAACUGUCCAGACAGCCAGAAGUUAGUUGGUUCACCACUAUCCUCCUCCUCUCCCACUUCGUCAUCGUCCCCGUCACCGCCGUCGCCGCCGCCACUAUCGCAACUACCACUCCCACCAACCGUGGAGCCUGUCCUGAGGUGCCCGUUAUCGUCCAACAUGGGUUCGUCGUCUUCAACGGAACUUAGCCCCAAGGUAACGAGGGUGCUGCCGACAGCCAAAGACUUAUCCGGCAGUGGAAAUUGGUUUCAGUCAUCCGAUAGGGGGUCAUCAAACAUUCCAGAUCCUAAAGAUGUUAUCUAUGCAACUUACCUGUAUCAGUACUUCAGUUACCUCCAGCGGUGCAUGUCCGUAUCGGCGGAUCACCAGAUGACGUCUGAGGGAAUAAAGCGAAAGCGGCUAUCAGCAGUCCCAGUGACUGGAGAUAGGGUGAAUGGCGUUCAGUACCAGACCGCGCCGCUGUUGGAUAAAGAGACACGAUCACCCACUGAGAUAAGAGGAUCACAGAAGCCUCUCCUCGGAACAGUUUUCCAGCAGAAGCCCGAAUCUUCCUCAUCUUCCCCCUCCUCCUCUCCAACAGUCUCUGCAACGGCAACAGUAUUACGGGGGCCCAGUUCUAUGGCUCUCACCACGAAGACAGCUGCGGCAAUGGUCGUGGCGGCCGCUGCCCUUGCUCGACGUGAUCGCCGGAACGAUACGUGCGAGUACUGUGGGAAGGUCUUUAAGAACUGCAGUAACCUCACCGUCCACCGUCGCAGCCACACCGGUGAGAAGCCCUACAAAUGCGGCCUUUGCAAUUACGCUUGCGCCCAGUCCUCCAAACUAACUCGCCAUAUGAAAACUCACGGUAAGGACGGGCGACCGAGCCACCUUUGCAAGUACUGUUUCACCCCCUUCAUCGUGCCCUCGACACUGGAGAAACACAUGCGCAAGUGCAUGAAGAGUCGUCAUGUGCAGCCCCUACCAGGGGCAGUCGCAGCCGCAGCUGCCGCUGCAUCCCGUAACUAUGGCCGUGGGUUUCUGCGACGUAUCGCCUCCCCUUUACUGGGUGAGAAGUCGUUCCAAAGCACAGUUGCCACUCCGCCACCUCCUUCGAGCGUGCCAGUAACAACAGUAGGACCAAAGUUGCCAUCCCCUGAUGGAAUGCUGAUAGCAGGGAACUGGGGUCCAGUACCGCAGGCUUUUAUGAGACCCAGUGGAGAAAGCCGUGCGAGGGAAACGGCGUUCCCCCGAGCUUCGCAGCGAAUACCAACCGAAACAACUCUCCGCCCACCAACUUCAUUUCCGAUGUCGCGUUUCUCACCGGCUUGCGGUUUCAGGCAGCUCACUGCUGCUACCACUGCAAAUGCAUUCCUGCCUAACGGGGGUCGUCUGAAUUGCAGUGCGGCCCUCACCUCCCCCGGAGCGGCCUCCUUGCUCGAGAACCUGGCACCACAUCUGUCGGCUGGUAGUCCACUUCAAAAUCCCCUCCUCUUCCACCAACUCUACUCCAGCCUAGCUCACUACCCCUCUGUGCAUCGUUUUCCCUAA
Messenger RNA from Spirometra erinaceieuropaei, 1704 nucleotides. The record is from the annotation of a GenBank genome assembly. NCBI's taxonomy places the organism in Eukaryota, Metazoa, Platyhelminthes, Cestoda, Diphyllobothriidea, Diphyllobothriidae.